Plasmodium malariae is the source of this 3279-nucleotide messenger RNA. Its product is annotated as conserved Plasmodium protein, unknown function. Bases 1 to 3279 code for a protein of 1092 amino acids. The record is from RefSeq and is a predicted model, not a curated record. The transcript has a single exon. NCBI's taxonomy places the organism in Eukaryota, Apicomplexa, Aconoidasida, Haemosporida, Plasmodiidae.
AUGAUUAUUUUAAAGAAAACAAAAGUGCCAUAUGUAAAUAAAUGUUUAUCUCAUUUAAAAUUCGUAUAUUCCAAAUCAAAUUUUGUUAGUGUAAAAUUGAAUUAUAAAAAUGUUAAAAAAAAGGAAGAAAACAGGAAAAACAACGUACAAUCUAUUUUUAAUGGCAAUUUAAAUGUAUAUGAUAGGUUAAGAAUAUUUAAAAACCUACUGAAUGAUAGAAGUAAAAAACGUGAAGGAAUUAGUGGUCAUGUAGUAUAUAAAUACUUGUUAAAUGAAUACAAAAAAUGUUUUAAUUUUAUAGAUUUUAGUGAUACAGUUCAAAGUAUAAAAAUACUUGAUGAACUUGAUAAAAAUUUUAGUAAUGGUUGUGAUUUUCCUAUAGUAGUAAAGAACAUAGAUAAAACUGUUUUAAGUAAAAUAAAUGAAUUUGAAUUUAGUGAAAAGGAUCUAAAUUUCCACAAGAGAGAAUUGUUAGGUAAAAUUUGCAACAAACUGAUUAAAUGUCUGCAUGAAGUGAGUGGAAAUGAAUUAAUUCAUUUUAUCGUUUAUUUUUUUAGAUGGAGCAAAAAUGACAAAAAUUUAAUUCUUUUUUAUAAUUUCUAUUUCAAUUAUGUUUUCAAUAAUUUAUAUCUUUUCGAUUACGAAAUUUACAAGGUUCUUUUCAUAUUAAACGCAUAUCUUAUUAAUAAUGAUUCGAACAGGGUUUUUGAUAAAUACACAAUGGGGGAAAAUGUAUUUAAUGUGUACUACUUUGUAAAAUUAAAAAAUCAGGAAAAUUAUGCUAUUAAAAUGAGCAAAGAUGAAAUUUUCAAGAAGUGUUAUACGAAGUUGUCUGAAAACAUAGAUAAAAUUGACAAUAAUAAGGUGUUAAACAUUUUAAAGCUAUAUGUUGAUAAUUUAAUUUUCAGUGUUAACUUAGAACAUAAAUUUAUCGAUAAUCUUCAUAAAAAUUUAAUAAAUGAAAAUAUUGAAUAUCUUGUAAAAUUGUUAAAUAUAUAUUGUACUAUGAUUAAGAAAAAGAAAUAUGAUACUGCUUUAUUAGUUUCCAAAUUAAAAGAAUUGAUUUUAUGCAUUUUCCAAGUUUUAAGAGAAGAAAAAAACAAGAAAAAGGUUCUACGUGAUGUUCAUUAUAGCAUAUUAUUAAGUUCCUUAAAUGAUAAAAGUAUAUUAAAUAAAGUGGUGGACAGCAACUUCGUUUUAUUUUAUGAGUAUUUGUUAAAAACUUUAAUAGAUAUAAAAUUUGUAAAACUUCAUUCUCUAUCCAUUGCUCUCGUUUCUAUAAAAAAUAUUUAUUUUACUUUAUUAAAAAAUAAAUAUCAUACAAAUAAUGUAUUAUUUUCGGUUACUAUGAAAUUCAGCUUAAGUAUGUCAAAUAAUUUCCUAGAGAGAUGCAUAUAUACAAAAAAUAAAGGUGCAACAUAUGUUGUUUCAAGUGAUAUUACAUCAAAUAAUGUAUGUAUGGAAAAUAUGAAGGAAAUAAUAAUAAAUAGAAGUGAAUAUUAUUUUUAUAAAAUAGAAAAUUAUUUUGAUUUCAUUUUUAAAUUAAAACCUAGUGAUUUGUUAUCUAUUAAAAUUCUGUCUAGCUCUUUUAUAAAAAUAAAUAAAGUGUAUAAUUCGUAUGAUUUUUAUUUAUUGUUCAAUAAUAUUUCAUGUAUUUUGUACUAUUUUAUGGUAAAUAAGAAAACGAUUAGAAGGUUUAAUGAUAUAUAUAUAUAUAUUUUAAAUGAUCUUUCUUUUGUUUAUAAAAAUAUAAGAAGUAUAGGUACAAAGAAGGAUUUAAUCUUAAGUAAUAUUAGAGAGUUGAUAUGUCAAAAUAUUAUAAAAGUCAGUAAUCUUUAUAUUAGAGAUCUUCAUGAAGAAAAUAACUUCCAGAGAGAUCAGUAUGUGUGUUCUUUAAUUUUUUUGAAUAAUAUAUUUUUUGAAAGAAUUGUUCUUUUUGAUUAUGCAAGGAAUAUAUGGUGUCAUGUGUAUAAAGCAUAUAAUUAUUUUAAGCGUAAUACAAUGUUUAAUGAAGAUAUAAUUUCUUUACUUCUUUUAAGUUGUUCUAAAUUUCAAUUUUUUAUAGAAAAUAAUUCAAAUAGCAGAUAUUAUAGGAAGGAACUGAUGGAUAUAAAGUAUAGGAUCAUUGAUGAUUUAACUAAAAAUUAUUUAAGUACAUAUAAAUAUAUCUCUUUAGAUAAUUUGUCAAAAGUUUUAAUAUCAUUAUCGAAUUCCAAAUUCAGAUAUGAAAUUAAUGAAGUUUUACUAUUAAAAAGUUUGAAAAAUGAAAUUAUAAAAGUUCAGGGAGAAAAAAAAGGCUAUUAUGAAUAUAGCUGCAUAUCAAGUUUCACUAAUUCAAAUAAAAAGUUGGAAGAAAAUAAUACUAAAUAUAUGAAGCAUAGCCUAUUUAUAAAUAUGAGUAAAAUUAUAGAAUGCUUAAUAAAGUUAGAUAUAUUUUUAUAUUUAAAAAAAAGAAGCACGUAUUUAUAUUUAUAUAAGAAAGCAUUUUGCAAUAUACAUUUGAAAGAAAAUAUACUUAAAAAAUUGCUGUACAUAGCUAAUAACUUGUAUAUAUAUCAUAUAUAUGCCUAUGUAUGUGUAAUGUUGGAAAAAUCAUUAGGAGAAAAAUACAAAAAUUUUUCAUAUAAUUUUAAUAAAAAUGUAGAAAAUAAGGUGUUCGAAAAAAUUAUAUGUUAUAUAUCGGAAGAUGAUUAUAUUGAAAUUUCAAAUACCCUCUUUAUGUUAUAUUAUGAUUAUUUAUUAACUUUAAAUUGUGAAAAACACAAAAAUGUGUUAAGCCCUAGUCGAAUACGUGACACCUAUUUUGCUAAAAUAGAGCAUGUGGGCAAUAAAAAAAUUGAUACAUUAUUAUUAGACAAUAAUAGAUGCAUUGAGGGAAAUAAUUUUAAAACAGUUACUACUACAUAUAAUGUGAGUACUGAAAACACUGUAAAUAAUAUUAUUAACGUAGGGGCUAUAAGUAAUUAUUAUCAGAAGAGUACAAAUAAGGAUAAUCUAAAAAAGAAGAGGGAUGACGUUGAUAUUUUUAUAGGUGAUAUAAUAAACAUAUUUGAAUUUUUAAAGAUAGAUAAAAAAAAAUUAAUAUUAUUUCAACUUUAUUUAUAUCUUACUACCAUCACAAAAUUUAAAAAAUCUAAUACAUCAUCGUCAGCAUUUCACAUAGAAGUGUUUAAUAUUUUAAAGAACAUGAAUUUAAGGUACUUGCUAUGCCUACAAAAUGUUCAAAUUAAAAAUGAGGAAGGUGCCUUUUUGUAUACAGUCGAUAUAGUACUGCUGUGA